GAGUUCCCCUGGGGGCCGAUAUUAGGGCAGGCGGAAGGGGGGGCAAUUGGCGGCGUUGCUUAAGCCGGAAGCAGAGACGGGGGGAGUUUAGAUGUGAUGCCAGCUAGGGAAGUAGUUUGAGAAUCAGAAAUCAAAAUCAGAAGCGCAAUGGCUAGUAGCUGGAGAAGAACUCUGGGAACUGUGAGAUCCUUCGUAAGCAAUUCCAUGGGCAGUGUUCGAGGAGGAACCAAUCUUGCUUCCUGGCUUGUCGCUGGAACCCUAGCUUACUUCCUUUGGGUCAAACCCUCUCGAGAUCUUCACCGCCAACAACAGGACCAAGCUGCUCUUGCUGCUUCGGAUCCUCAUCGUUAUGUUGAGAAACGAAAACCCAUUCCCGAUCCUCAGGAAACGGGGUUGGCAUAUGGGAACAAGGGCAAGGACGAAGCUAGUGGAAAGUAAGCCUAAGAGUCGACGCUCUUCGUCUUCGGCAUCAACUACUUGUACAUGGUGAGCUUGCCGAGUUCCUCCGUUGUUUGGCGACGUACCGCUCAAAUAUUCCCGAUUUUACAAGAGUUGUUGACCCCUGUAGUUCUCUAACUUUUUUCGGACUACGUAAUCGACACACUUUUAUAUAACGCAGUAAAGAAUUGAGCGAGUUGAGGUUUAUGGUAUGCCUAUGUCUCAUCUCCUUCAAAAAAUAUACCUGAAGAUUUAUCUCGUGGCGCGCUUUUUUGAAGGCUGAAUCCUUUUUGAAACGACAGUAUUUUGUGCUUCUAGCUUCCACAAUCCAUCUUGGUAUCCUAAAUACAUCAUGAAUGGUGUGAGCCCCAUGACAGCAAAUUUAAUUCUGUAGUUUCGAGAUAUGGUGUACUCUUGUUAUGUUGUUCGCUGCUUUUGCGGACAGGAAGGAACUAUGCUGAUUUAUCGAUAUUGUUCUGGAAUUUCUCAGUACAUGUAAAAAUGAAAGGUAUGAGAAUUUGGGGCUGACAAGUGACAAUGGCCGUAAUCCUUUGUUCUGUUAUUGCUAUGAGUUGGUCGGUUAGCCGGUUUACGCCUGGAAA
Neltuma alba is the source of this 1040-nucleotide messenger RNA. RefSeq lists its product as uncharacterized. The transcript has 3 exons. The coding region runs from base 148 to 438 and encodes 96 amino acids. The record is from RefSeq and is a predicted model, not a curated record. NCBI's taxonomy places the organism in Eukaryota, Viridiplantae, Streptophyta, Magnoliopsida, Fabales, Fabaceae.